AUGUCCGAUGCCCCGGACAGCAAGCUUAUGGAGGUCAGCCCCGCCGUCGACUUCCUCGCUGGAACGGUGGCCGGAAUGGCGGCGGUUGCUGUGGGAUACCCGUUUGACACCGUCAAAGUGCGCUUCCAGAGUCCGCACAUUGCGUCCAAGUACCGCUCUACCUUUCAUGCUUUCUUUACGAUUGUACGCGAAGAACGAAUACGAGGCCUCUACCGCGGUAUUGCUGCCCCACUCGCCGGCGCCCCGCCUCUGAAUGGGAUAGUCUUUUCGUCGUACCGCUCUCUUUUGCGCGCUCAGUUAGACGAUGAUAACGCGACUCCUACACUCACCCAAAUAAACCUCGCAGGUGCAGGAACCGGCAUCCUCUCAUCGUUGAUCACCACCCCCGCCGAGCUCAUCAAGGUGCACCAACAGAGUCUCGUCCGCACCCCCACCUCCCCGCCACAGAGCGAUCUGGACGUCAUCCGGCACAUAUGGCGCACGCACGGCCUACGCGGCUUCUACCGCGGCAUCACCGCGACCGCGCUCCGUGACAUUGGAUAUGGCGCAUACUUCACGGCCUACGAGGCCACACUCCGCUACUGGCCGCGCCCGCAUGCGCCACACGCGCCCGCGAAGACGCGCGAGGGUGAGGUCGAGGCUGCCGUCGCGUCGCACUCGUGGACCGCGCUCCUCACCGCGAGUGGCAUCGCGGGGGUCGCGGGGUGGAUCGUGACCUUCCCGUUCGACGUGGUCAAGACGCGCGUGCAGAGUACUGUCGCGGCAGAGCCAGGGAAUCCGUACCGGACGACGUGGACGACGAUCGUUGCUUCGUAUCGCGCAGAAGGCGUGGGCGUGUUCUUCCGCGGACUUGCACCGACACUCGUAAGAGCGAUCCCAGUAAAUAUGGUAACGUUUGCGACCUUCGAGGCCGUAAUUCACGGAUUCUCGUAG
Molecule: messenger RNA, 933 nt
Organism: Epithele typhae
Lineage: Eukaryota; Fungi; Basidiomycota; Agaricomycetes; Polyporales; Epitheliaceae
Product: mitochondrial carrier
Exons: 7
Coding region: 1-933 (310 amino acids)
Biological process (GO): transmembrane transport
Molecular function (GO): transmembrane transporter activity
Source: RefSeq, a predicted model, not a curated record